AUGAGUGCCUGGACAGACGACGAGUACAUGAAUGCGCAGGCGGCAGUCUCGCUUCCCCCACAACAGUAUGUCCCUUACAGAACGCCGUCAACACGGUCGAGAAAAUCGAGGCGCUCGGCUCGUUCUAUCACGCCGCCGGCAAAGAAGAAGAUUUCGCCAACGAGGAAUGGGAACGCCUCUAAGCGUUCCUCGAGAGAUAUCACAACCGACGAGCAGAUAAGCAUCCUCGACCCGCGACGCUUCACCCCCACUCUGCAUGCCAACUUGGUUUCCGAGAUCUUGUCGCUCAGAAGAGACCAAGAAGAAAAGACGAAAGUGAUCGAAAGCCUCGAAAGUGCGCUCCAAGAAAGCAGAGAAGAACGGGACGCCCUACAAGAAAGUGUAAAUGCUACGACCAAGGAGAAUCGCUCUUUACAACGACAGCUGUCUUUACUAGAGGGCGGAACCUCUUCCGCUCUGGGAGAUCUUUCGCGCGAGAGAGACGAAGCUGUUGAGUCGGUUUCUGAGACCAAGAAACGCUUAGAGGCAGCCCAUAAGAAAAUUCGGAGCCAAGAAGAAGAUUCGCAGCGAGUUCAUGAGCAAUGGGCGGAGGAAAAAGAGAGCUGGGACAGCGAGAAGCGCAAGUAUGAGCGGCGGAUCCACGUGGCGGAGAGCCGCCUUCAAAUGGUGCUUGAUGAGGUGGCAGCCUAUCAAGCCAACCACGCAAAUAGAGCAGCAGCUCAGCAAGGCCACGACCAUGAAAGCGAUGCCGAAGAGAGCGGCAGGGAUAAUGACGCAGGCAGUGUCCGGACAAUGAGCCUGACAAGCAGCAUUCGGUACUCCCUGGCCAACGGAGCCGGCCUCUCCCUCAACGGCUAUUCUCUGGCAGAUGAGCUCAAGUUUGAUGACACUGACGACCAAACGGAGGACGGACGCGAGAGCGUCUUCUCAAGCCCACGACAACAUCGGCGAACAUACAGUCGUGAGAGCGUCAUCAGCAAGCUCCAUCGGAGGACGCAGAGCAUUGACAGCGUAAAGCGUCCUGGCAGCGUUGCACGCGCCAGUAGGAUCCUGAUGAAUCAAUCACUCCUCGAGGCUCUUGAAGGUGAAGACGAAGAGACUGAGGGAGAAGACUCUGCCCGGGCCUUGACUCGUACGCCUACCAACAAGCCAACCUACGCUGACGCCGGAGUCCAAUUCGCUUAUGAGCAUUCCUACAACAGCGCUGGGUCACCUACGCUGGAUGCCGAGACGCCCCCGCGAUCUCCCGAACGAAGGGAUCGAGUUGACUUACCCCCUGCUAUCGAAAUGCCUGCUACACCCAAGCACAUGGUGUCGUCAGCCUCACAGACGGUUGAGGUUCCGUUGACGCCGCCAAAGACGCCGAACUCAUUGUACAGCCUGCCGAAUGGAUCACCAGCGGAGGUGAAAGCGCCAAAGGCUGGACCAAAGAUGGUGACUUCUUCUACACAGACCGAGACUCCUGCUUCAGCUUCCGUGGUCGCUCCCGUACCGCUACCCCCCUUGGACAUUCCGAGCAUCAGCAUUCAGCCACCAACCAGCCGGCCUACAUCUCCGCAUUCUCCGAAGCUGCCCCAGCAUUUCAAGGACUUUGGCUGCCAAGUCAACAUCAUUGUUCAGAGCGAUAUGGUUGAUUCAUGCUCUCAAACGGAGGCCAUCCAAAUUGACAAGCGGCUGGCUCGCCUUCCAGCACAUCUCCAGCCGUCUUCUAUCACUUCCCGGCCUACCUCACCUCAUCCGUCGGGUGUUACUGUUCCCGACAAGAGCGACAUUCCUCUUCCUGGUAUCGUGCCUCCUCGAAACCCUCGACGGUUGGAGAGCAGCCGGUAUAGCACUGAGCUUCCGUCUUCCCCCAUCAGUAUCGCAAUGGAUGACCAUGAUCUGCACGACUACAACGACGACCUUCUUCUAUCAGGCCCACGCGCUCCCAUAAUACCACCGCGCCGCUUCAGCAGCCUGUUCUCCGGUUUCUGCACCGAUUCAGACGAGAUUGACGAGUUUGGUGAUCUUGACUUGAGUGAUUCCGAGUACCGCACCGCCUUAACGGCUCCUAGACCCCCUUCGAACUUGAGCCGAACGGGCAAGCGAAGCUCGUUUGGUACAGUGGCGACUUCGCCAGACCAGCCUUCCAAGCGCUCUGGUAGGACGUCUGCACGAUCGGUAAGGAGUGGCGACCUGUAUAGCGUUGGUGAGGACGAGAGACCGAGCAGGAUCACGGAGCUGUCUCCCGCACCUGCCUUGGCCCCAUCGAGCCGCAACAGCGACAUGCGAAAGGCGACAAUGGCUCAGACUGGCAUGGUGAACUACCCUACCAUCGUCGAGCCUAAGAACCCGCCGCCAUUCCCUAUCCCAGCCCGAGCAAGCUCGCGGAAGCCAUCCAUCAGCACCAGCAUUCCAAGUGACGGGCGCAGUACUCCAUCGACAACCAGCUGGCAUCGCCAUCGCCGAAGCGGCAGCCGCACUUACCAGGUCAACAACGUUCGUCGUGUCCGCUCUGCGAACACGCUGGAAAGUCAUGAACGCCAUCGCAGGACAGGCAGCCGAACGCCGCCGUUGUCGCCUUCGACUGAAGCUCCCGAAAGCCCCGGCCUCCCGCCCCUGCCUCGGAAUGCUAUUACCACGCCCAGGAACCGAGAAGGCAGCACGUAUAGGAAACAUCGCCAUCAGCUAUCCAACGGCACGGUCAUGACGGCGAAAUCAGAAGCUGUGUCUCAGGCCAGCUCGCAAACCCCAGGAGUCGUGGAUGCUAUCGCCCAGACCAUGGUUGGAGAAUGGAUGUACAAGUACGUUCGUAGAAGGAAGUCGUUUAGUGUUGGAGAGGGCGCGCACAAGGAUGAGAACAGCAACGACAGACACAAGCGAUGGGUCUGGGUUGCACCAUAUGAGCGAGCUAUCCUUUGGAGCAGCAAGCAACCGUCUUCCGGCAGUGCCUUGUUAGGAAAGACGGGUCGCAAGCUGGCUAUCCAAUCCGUCCUCGAUGUCAAGGAUGACAAUCCGGCACCAAGGGGUGUCACGACGCCCAUCUUCAACCGAUCCAUUCUGAUCCUCACACCCCAGCGAGCACUCAAGUUCACGGCACCCACGGCAGAGAGGCACUAUCUCUGGCUGACAGCUCUGUCAUUCCUGGCCCAUUCUUAUCAAGCUGUCCCUGACGUCCUACCUGCUCCAGCUCAACAGCACCUCUCGGUCAAGCAGCAGCCUCUCCCGAACUUCGAGCCCCCCCGACCUACUAAGCUGACAAGAGGAGGAAUCCGGGAUUCGAUUCGAUUAGCCAAGGGCCGGGCUGUUGCGCCAAAGGCGGAGCUGUCGAGCAUGCCCAGCAUUCCCGACAUUCCCGACGUUCCGUCCGUACGGAUGGGUGAUGUGGCCAGGUUUCGAGUGGCAGAGUCCGUGACUGGACCCGGACACUCGAGGGAGGACUCGGUGGAUGCCGCCGUACCACCCAUGAUUCCACGCUUCAGCGACAAGAAGGGUCGCAAGGCUGCCAACCACGGCCGCAAGCGAAGCAACACGGGAGGCCAUGCGGCCCCGCCGCUGUCCUUCCGAGGCUUCGCAGGACCGACGCUGGGUGAAAGCGAUUACCACUAUGCAAACAGCACGGCCGGCGCCAGCAUUGACACCUCUGGUUCUUCUGACAUCUACCAGUCUCAGGGAUCCACUGCUGCCAGCUGGGGAGUAGCCCAGACUCCGCUGUCGACGGUAUCGUCUCAACAAGGCAACUUCUUUGACGCGAUAGGUACUGUGCGCAUGGAAGCGUUCAUCAGCCCUCACGCAUACCAGGAGUACAAUGAAUAUCAAGGAGGAGAAGACUAUAGGUCACUGGCACGGAAGAAGAGCAAGGAAUUCCGCCGACGCAGCAGCCGACACCGUCGUCGAGCCCAGCUGUCAAGGAGCACUCGCGCAUCCGACGAAUUCUUCAGCGGAAGCAAGACCGCAGGAGAGGAGGACUUCUUCCGAGACGAUCCUUUCAAGGGGUUCUGA
Molecule: messenger RNA, 3981 nt
Organism: Trichoderma citrinoviride
Lineage: Eukaryota; Fungi; Ascomycota; Sordariomycetes; Hypocreales; Hypocreaceae
Exons: 3
Coding region: 1-3981 (1326 amino acids)
Biological process (GO): maintenance of protein location in cell cortex; microtubule cytoskeleton organization; dynein-driven meiotic oscillatory nuclear movement
Cellular component (GO): cell cortex; mitochondrion
Molecular function (GO): phospholipid binding; tubulin binding
Source: RefSeq, a predicted model, not a curated record